AUUCACUUUUCAUUUACAACUCCCAAGUGCGGCAAUUCUAUAGGUCGCAUUUCACCAUCAAGAUAUCCCAUUUGUAACAUUGUAUCACUAUGCCAAAGGUCGUUUCACGUUCAGCGGUCUCCUCAUCCACUGACGCCCAGCCAACCGAAUCCUCCGCUGCUGCCCUCAAAGUCUACUAUUGUCUCUGCGGAGAGUUCAUCCUGGUCAUAGAUAAGAGUCUUGCAACCCUUCCUAGGCGCAAGACAGAUGGAGCAAUCAUCAUACGGUCUCAGGAUAGUGACGCCGGCAAAGCGAUAGUUUUUAAAUUGAAUGCCAAUCCCAUUGAUCCUGUGCUCUUGGAAAGAAAAGGAGGACACGAGCGACAGUACAGGUUUUCGUGCCCGCGCUGUCAACUAUUGGUCGGGUAUCAGUCUACACCACCACCUGUCAAAACAGGACCCUAUCUAUAUAUUUACAGUGGGGCCCUUACACAAACGCAAGGUCAAGUACCUCAUGAUGCUUUUGACGGCGAGAAUGCAUAAUCUUCCUAAAACACAUAGCAUUGCACAUCUUCAUAUCUUACAUCUGCCAUAUCACCGAUUGGAUCUCAAUAAACAAGGGACAUUGAUGCAUAACU
This is a messenger RNA of Serpula lacrymans var. lacrymans S7.9, 616 nucleotides long. RefSeq lists its product as uncharacterized. Lineage: Eukaryota; Fungi; Basidiomycota; Agaricomycetes; Boletales; Serpulaceae. The record is from RefSeq and is a predicted model, not a curated record. Bases 90 to 521 code for a protein of 143 amino acids. The transcript is spliced from 6 exons.